Messenger RNA from Necator americanus (New World hookworm), 201 nucleotides. RefSeq lists its product as uncharacterized. The record is from RefSeq and is a predicted model, not a curated record. Lineage: Eukaryota; Metazoa; Nematoda; Chromadorea; Rhabditida; Ancylostomatidae. The transcript has 3 exons. Bases 1 to 201 code for a protein of 66 amino acids.
AUGUGUUGUUGCACCACCAAUUUAGUUGUUUUGCCUCCUGUUUUUCCCCUUAGGAAGGUUUUGGAUAACCAAUCCACUUAUCGUUGCACAAGGAUAACGUGGAUGAAGUGUCUGGCGUUAAUCAAACCGCUUUGGAUGCGCCAACGCUUUUACUUCAAUUCAGAAUUGUGUGAGGAGGAUGAAAGCACUGGUCAGCACUAG